Molecule: messenger RNA, 468 nt
Organism: Entamoeba dispar SAW760
Lineage: Eukaryota; Evosea; Mastigamoebida; Endamoebidae
Exons: 1
Coding region: 1-468 (155 amino acids)
Source: RefSeq, a predicted model, not a curated record
AUGAAGUUUGGAAAUUGGAAAAGAUUCAAAGAAGGAUUAAAGAAAUUAGCAGCUGCAUUAGCAGUUGGUGCUAAAUUAGGUGGGAAUAUGAUAGAAAAAGCAAAACCAUUAAUAGAUACUGCUGUUGAUUUUAUUCCAGGUGGAAAUAUUAUUAAAAAAGGAACAGAAAUAAUGAAUAAAUUAGCAGAACCUACAAGUGAAGCAUUAAAUAGAAUAGCAUCAGGUGAAAAUGUUAUUGGAGCAACUAAAAGAUAUUUAAAUCAAGUUAAAAAUGAAAUACCAAAUGAUAUUACUAAAACAGCAAGUAAAAUAAUAAAUCAAGUACCUGAUCAUAUUUCAUUAAAAACUAAAGGAAGAACAGGAGCAUCAUCUAAAUCUGCUUUAUUUGCUAAAAGACUCAACGGUGAUGAAAAUGAAAUGAAUAAUGAAGAAGAUAAUGAAGAUUAUGAUAUUGAAGAUUAUCUAUAA